AUGGCUAAGUUACAAGGCUCAGACCCCUGCAAGCAAUCCGCCACAAACUCGAACGUCGGCCACUGCACAGGCCGCACUGCAUUGUGGCGCAUCACUGCGACGGGAAUAUUCGAAGUUCUUUUCCAAAGCGGCGACAUGCCUCCCAACGCUUUCUACGAGGACAUGGAACAGACCAUCUUUCGAGACAACCCAUGCUUCACCCGCGCGAAGGACAAAUCCUUCCCAGUAAGGCGAUCCUCAAGUACGGCUCCGAAGUACUCGUAG
Molecule: messenger RNA, 264 nt
Organism: Parastagonospora nodorum SN15
Lineage: Eukaryota; Fungi; Ascomycota; Dothideomycetes; Pleosporales; Phaeosphaeriaceae
Exons: 2
Coding region: 1-264 (87 amino acids)
Source: RefSeq, a predicted model, not a curated record